This is a messenger RNA of Myripristis murdjan (pinecone soldierfish), 1674 nucleotides long. RefSeq names its product transcription factor 12-like. The coding region runs from base 46 to 1542 and encodes 498 amino acids. NCBI's taxonomy places the organism in Eukaryota, Metazoa, Chordata, Actinopteri, Holocentriformes, Holocentridae. Gene Ontology annotation, molecular function: DNA-binding transcription factor activity, RNA polymerase II-specific; protein dimerization activity; RNA polymerase II cis-regulatory region sequence-specific DNA binding. Gene Ontology annotation, cellular component: transcription regulator complex; chromatin. The transcript is spliced from 12 exons. Gene Ontology annotation, biological process: regulation of transcription by RNA polymerase II. The record is from RefSeq and is a predicted model, not a curated record.
GACUGUACUGUGACCCUGGAGUCUUGCACUGAAGCAGACAGAGUUAUGUACUGUGCUUAUCCUGUCUCUGGGACAGGCAACAACUCAUUAAUGUAUUGCUACAACAUGAAACCAGUUUAUGGGCAGUCUCCCAGUAACGAUGACAUCAACCAAAACCCAUCUUCACACCCUUCCACCAAGGCACCCAGCAAUGUUUUUGCAAGCACAUUCUUUGAGGGGACGAGCCAUUCACCUGACAUCUGGAAUGCUGUAAAUGGGCUGAACCAGCAGGGCUAUGAAGGUGCACUGGGAGCGGUCACAUCCCUCCAAACGCAUGCGGGGAGCUACAACAACCUGCCGCCACACACUCACCUGGACUAUUCUCCACAUUCGGUGAUGGCUGCAGAUAUUAACAGGGGUCUUCCGCCUAUGUCCACUUUCCACCGCAACAACACCGCGUCACACACUCCAUCAGUAAACACCUCAGAGAGUUCUGCAGUCUCAGGGAACCAGGGCAAUGCUUCAGGAGGGUCACAGACAGGCGAUGCCCUGGGCAAAGCUCUGGCCUCUAUUUAUUCCCCUGAUCACACCAGCAGCAGCUUCCCCUCCAGCUCAUCCACACCGGUGAGGUCUCCGUCCCCGUUGCCGAGCUCCACUGAGCCCGCAGGUACCAAUAUGUGGCCACGGAGUUCAGUUCAGACUCCAGUCUCUCCCAAUUAUGAGUCCUCUCUCAUAUCAAUGUCUCAGGUGGAGGACCGGCUGGACAGACUGGACGACGUGAUCCACGUCCUGAGGAACCACGCUGUGGGUCCCACAGCCGGCCUGCCCACUGACAUCCACAGCCUGCUGAACCACAGCCAGCACGGCCACCCCGGCUCCGCCACCGCUCCACCCGUCACCUGCCACACACCAGCCAUGGUUGAAGCCGUCACUGUCAGCAACAACCACUCAGCCUUCCAGAGCCGCACACCAAAUGGCCACCCAUACCCUGCUAGACAGCGGCCCGCACUUCAGUCCACGCAACCAGGAGGCCGAGGUGCCCUGGGUGUCUUGGGUAAUCUGGAGCUGAAGAUGGAAGGUGGGGAAAGGGAAGAAUUAAUGCACACGAGUCACAGCCACAGCUCCGACAGCCAGAGAUCAGAUGAGGAGAGCGAACACAAACCACAUGCAGACAACAGCACAAGGACAAGUAUCCAUGAGGAUGAGGAUCUGAGUCCUGAGCAGAAGGCCGAGCGCGAGCGUGAGAGGAGGAUGGCAAACAACGCCCGGGAGCGCCUGCGCGUGCGGGACAUCAACGAGGCCUUCAAGGAGCUGGGCCACAUGUGCCAGCUGCACCUGAAGAGCGAGAAGCCGCAGACCAAGCUGCUGGUGCUGCACCAGGCCGUGGCUGUGAUUCUCAGUCUGGAGCAACAAGUCAGAGAGAGGAACCUGAACCCCAAGGCAGCAUGUCUGCGGAGGCGGGAGGAAGAGAAGGCGUCUGCGGUCAUGACAGAUCCUCAGUCCAUGCAUCUCGCGUUUCAUCCUGGUCUGACAGACGCAGCCAACCCUAUGAGCCACCUCUAAGCAUCAAGUCUGUCAUCCAGUUGAUUUCACAAAGGGUUAUGCACUCUGCUAAACCAGUGAUUAGAUUGUUUUUCUACCUGAUAUUAAAAGAAAUGGGGAGUUUUUUUUAUUUCCAAAAUUAGAUACAUAUGA